ACUGGGAGUCAAAUGUUCCCUCUGCCCGUCUUCGAUACCCAGGGACCCAUUUUACUUAACUGCCAUUUCCCCUCACAUUUGACCUCUCUGAAACUUUAAAUUGAUAUAACAUCUUCCACAGUUUCACUCCUCCACAUCUACUGGGCAACUUUCAAACCACAAGCCAUGCUACUUCCCUCGUCACUACUACUCGUCCUUGGCCUCCUCCCUUGGAGUCCCAGUGCAUCAUGGGCUGCUAAAGUGAUCGUGGUUCCACCCAUCAUGUUUGAAUCACACUUGUAUAUCUUCAAGACGCUGGCUGAGGCUCUACACCAGGAGGGCCAUGAGACCCAUUUUUUAAUUUCAGAGGGUCGUGGUGUACCCCCUUCCCCUAACUUCCACUUACAGCGCUACCCAGGGAUCUUUAACAGCACCACAGCUGACAAUUUCCUUCAGUCCAAAGUCAGCAACAUUUUCUCAGGCAGACUAACAUUUCUUGAACUUUUUGACAUCCUUGACCACUACUCCCAGAACUGUGAUGCUGUGGUUGGCAGUGUUGAGGUAAUGACCCGCCUCAAGGAGGCCAAGUUUGACCUGCUACUGGUGGACCCUAAUGAGAUGUGUGGUUUUGUGAUUGCUCAUAUCCUGGGUGUGAAAUAUGCGGUGUUCAGCACAGGCCUGUGGUACCCCGCGGAGGCAGGUGCCCCAGCCCCCCUUUCAUAUGUUCCCGAAUUCAACUCAUUGUUGACAGACCGCAUGUCUCUGCCCCAGAGGAUCGCCAACACAGCUGUUUACCUGGUGCAGCGCUUUGGAGUCCGUUAUAUUGCAUUACCCAAGUAUGACCGGAUUAUGAAGAAACAUGGAGUGACGCCUCAAGUGGCCAUGUCUGACCUGGUGCAGGGCAGCCGGCUGUGGAUGCUGUGCACCGACAUGGCUCUGGAGUUCCCCAGGCCCACCCUGCCUCACGUGGUGUACAUAGGAGGCAUCCUCACCAAGCCCCCCAACCCACUGCCACAGGAUUUUGAGGCGUGGGUGAAUGACACAGCAGAGCAUGGCUUUGUGGUCGUUUCGUUUGGAGCUGGGGUCAAGUACCUUUCCCAUGACAUAGCUCACAAACUGGCAGGAGCCCUCGCCAGGCUUCCCCAGCGUGUCGUCUGGAGGUAA
Notothenia coriiceps (black rockcod) is the source of this 1143-nucleotide messenger RNA. RefSeq names its product UDP glycosyltransferase 8 (gene ugt8). The record is from RefSeq and is a predicted model, not a curated record. Gene Ontology annotation, biological process: galactosylceramide biosynthetic process. The coding region runs from base 166 to 1143 and encodes 325 amino acids. The transcript has 3 exons. Gene Ontology annotation, cellular component: endoplasmic reticulum. Gene Ontology annotation, molecular function: N-acylsphingosine galactosyltransferase activity. Lineage: Eukaryota; Metazoa; Chordata; Actinopteri; Perciformes; Nototheniidae.